AUGAUUGGCGGACGGGACAAGAAGAUGAGAUCUGUGGUCCGAGUUGAAGAUCCGUAUGCAUUCCCCGGCACCGAUGAUACUCCAGAAAUUGUAGCAACGAAACCGAGGAUGACUAGAGCUGCAUCUAAAACCACGCACAAGACUCCCCCAGCUGCUGCUACUAGAAAGAACCCUGCUAGGAACAAUAAUACUCCAGUUGUUGCUACUACCAGGACUCCAACCAAUCAUAAUCCUCCAACCAUUCCCAAUCGCUCAUCCGGAAGACUCGCUGCCAACAUAUCACGACCCAAUUCCCGAGCUGUCUUCCCAAAGACUCCUACUAAGCAACACUAUAAUGCUGUCGUCCAAGUCGAUCUAGGAUCCGACGACGAUAUUGAUCAUCGUCAGGAUCACACUGAUCAGGCCGAGGAUCAAGCUAACGAGGAUGUUGUCAUGCUUGCCAAUCCCACAAGACGUACUCGAUCUACCAAAGUACCAUCUACUGCAGCUACUGUAAAGAAAUCAAACAAGGAUGAGGAUGCAAUGAUCGUAGGUAGUGACAACGAUGACGAGGAGGAUGCGGGUAUAGACGAAGAUUGUGACCAGCAAGACGAUCAACCACAACCACCUGUAAAGAAGAAGGCUAAAACUGAUAUACCCGAUCUCCCACCUGCUACUGUUGCUGCUGUAGAUAUAAAUGCACUAAAGAGAGCUAAAAGGAUUGUAUUGGACAGGCUAGCUGGUGCGAAUCCACCUCGCAACCUCAUUGGUCUCGAUGAACCCUUCAACGUAUUAUACGAACUCGUCUCUCGGACUAUACGAUUUGGUGAAGGAAAUUCCGUCGUCUGUAUUGGUGCUCGUGGAACUGGAAAAUCCAUGACUCUCAAAAUGGUAUUGGACAAGAUUCGAGCUGAACAGGUCGGAGACAAACCAUACAUUGAAAUUGCCCUCAGUGGAUUACUACAUACUGAUGACCGAUAUGCAUUACGUGCCAUGGCAAGAGCAUUGAAGAUUGAGCAACAACCCGAACUCAAUGGCGCAACGAGAUUGUCAUUCUCAGAGUCUAUGCAACACGUGCUCGAUACAUUGAGAGCUGGAACGGCCAAAACUGUCCCAGUCAUCAUCACCAUCGACGAGUUCGACGUCUUUGCUUCUCACAGUACUCGUCAACAUCUCUUGUACAAUCUGUUCGAUGCUGCUCAGUCUGGUCAAUCUCCAGUCCUUAUUGUUGGUUUGACUCAUCGUUUCGACGCUCUGGAAGGAUUGGAGAAGCGAGUCCGGUCAAGAUUCUCUCAACGUCAGAUAUUUUUCUAUCCACCUCAAACUUUGAAAGAAUUCACCAGUGUCUUUGAAGCUCACUUGCUACUAGAUCAAGAUCCUGAUCUAGAUUCUUCUUAUAUUGAAGAAUACAACCGCUCCGUCAGGAGUCUCUUGAAAGAUGCCCACUUCAGGGAGGUUUGCAGGGACGAGUUCCACUUGGGACGUGACAUUCGUCGUUUGAGAAAUGUCUUGUUUACUUGUGUCUCAUCUCUGAAGCCCACUCAACCAUUCCUAUCGUGUGUCACAUUUACCGAGAUCGUCAAGGACCAGAUGGUAGACGCUUCCAAGUCAUUGAUCUCGUCAUUAUCUACCCUUGAAUUGUGUCUGGUAUUAUCAGUUAGGACACUCCUACUUGCGAAUCAUGAAACCAUAAACUUUGAAAUGGUGCAUGAUGAAUACCAAACAUAUCUGAAAGAUUAUGAAACCAGAUCAGGAUCUGGUCGCAGUAAUGGUAGUUUGGGAAAGGCCUUCGGAGAGUCAACUGGUGGUGUAGGUGUACGUGACUUGGUAUACUCUAGAGGAGUAGUCAUGAAGGCCUUUGAACAGUUACUCUUGUUGGGCCUUUUACGAGGAAGCUCUGAUCGAGGAACCAAAACCGACUCAUUUUAUGGAAAUGGUCUCAAGGAAUAUCGCAUGGUCAAGCCAAUGUUUGGUCCAGAUCAAGCUGCGACAUGGAUAAAAUCCAUUCCGGAGCUACCAACUAUUGUGUCCAAAUGGGUGUCCUCAUAG
This is a messenger RNA of Synchytrium microbalum, 2028 nucleotides long. RefSeq lists its product as uncharacterized. Gene Ontology annotation, molecular function: DNA replication origin binding; ATP binding; ATP hydrolysis activity. The record is from RefSeq and is a predicted model, not a curated record. Lineage: Eukaryota; Fungi; Chytridiomycota; Chytridiomycetes; Synchytriales; Synchytriaceae. Gene Ontology annotation, biological process: DNA replication; DNA replication initiation. The transcript is spliced from 8 exons. Gene Ontology annotation, cellular component: nucleus; nuclear origin of replication recognition complex. The coding region runs from base 1 to 2028 and encodes 675 amino acids.